AUGAUCGGUGCCGCUAGGCGCUGGUUCCGGCGCAAUCGCAAAGGCCUUGCGAUCGGGGCUGGUGUGCUGGGAGCUGGCUACCUGGCCGGGCAAUAUGUGCUGUCCAAGAUCUCCGAGGCACGCGAGCGCAUGAGCAGCGACCGAAUAGCCCGCGAGAAUUUGCGGCGACGAUUCGAGCAGAACCAGACCGAUUGUACCUAUACCGUCCUUGCAUUGCUGCCCACUGCCACGGAUAAUAUUAUCGAAGCGCUCCCCGUCGAGGAGCUGACGAAGGAGCUCCAGAAGAAGCGGGCAGAGAGGCUGGCGCGGCUCAAUGCCGGGGAGGCAGCGGGCUCGGACAUGACUUCCGUAUCACCUAGCGUCACCCAGGAGGAUCGGAAGAGCCUGCCGAGCUUGCAGAGUGAAGACUAUGUGCACGCGAGCCAGCUGGGGGAGUCUGUGAACCCGGAAGACCAGUCCCAGCCGAAACGGAACAAGACGCAGUUGUGGAACGAGGUUAAGAUCACAUCCAUCACCCGAUCCUUUACCCUUAUCUACACCCUCUCGCUGCUCACCAUCUUCACCCGCAUCCAACUCAACCUCCUCGGCCGUCGCAACUACCUUUCCAGCGUUAUCUCUCUCGCUAAACCCCCAGCCGACUCGACAAUCAGCUUGGAGGACCACGAUGAUGAGCUUACUCAGACCCUGGGGGAUGACUUCGAGACCAACCGACGGUAUCUGGCUUUUAGCUGGUGGCUGUUGCACCGUGGAUGGAAGGAGUUGAUUGCACGGGUUCAGCCUGCUGUGGAGGAGGUCUUUGGGCCUCUCAACCCGCGUGAAGACAUCACUCUGUCCAAGCUGUCCGAGUUGACUCUUCAAAUCCGCAGGAAGGUUGAAGGAAACACCGAAGAGGAGCGACGGUCCAAGAAGUGGCUAUCGUGCUUGCUACCCCCGACAGAGGAGGAGGAAGAUGUUCUGCGCGAGUCGGGUGUGGAGGGAGUGGCGGAUCCAUCAUCCUCGCAGACUGCCUCGAAGCUGCGCCAUCUUCUUGACGAGACAGCUGAUCUUAUCGAUUCUCCGUCCUUCUCCUUCAUCCUCACCCUCCUCAACAAUGAAGGCUUCUCGACGCUUGUCGACGCGAAAUGCGCCAGCGAGGCCUUCAAGGCACCCGACUCGGCUCCUGUGACAGUGCCGCAGUCAUUUGACUCUAUGGCUACCGUUGUCCCUGCUUCAUCCGAGCGCAAAAGCAAGCUUGCCAACCUUCUGGCUGUAAUGGCUCGCCAGGCUCAUGUGAUUGGCAAUGGCACUCAUCCUCCCAACGAGUAUCUGGUUGGCAUGGAUCAGAAUGUGCGCGAGCUGGAGGCAUUCUCGGCUGUGAUUUACAGCUCAAACUUUGAACUUGAGCUCCUGGGUCGCAAAAAAUCCACUGCCGCCGAGAACGAAGACUCGACAGAGUUCGAGUCCGGUUCGUCCUCAUUCGCGGAUGUGAUGGUCGAGAAGGAGGCCACGGCAGAACCUGGCGAGGGCAUCUCCCAGAGCUUUCCUGUCCUUGUCGAUCUCGAUGAACAGGAAGCUGGACCUGAAAAUUCUGCCGGCGAAGAGCAGCUGACUCAACAAUCACCCCCGGUGGCUACGGCAGACUCUGCUUUCGAGCGGGCCUGGGGCAAGGCCGUUGACGAUGGAAAGCGCUCUUCAGAGACGGAGGACCAGGCCGCUGUUUAA
This is a messenger RNA of Penicillium canariense, 1701 nucleotides long. Its product is annotated as peroxisomal biogenesis factor 3. NCBI's taxonomy places the organism in Eukaryota, Fungi, Ascomycota, Eurotiomycetes, Eurotiales, Aspergillaceae. Gene Ontology annotation, cellular component: peroxisomal membrane. The transcript has 4 exons. Gene Ontology annotation, biological process: protein import into peroxisome membrane. The record is from RefSeq and is a predicted model, not a curated record. Gene Ontology annotation, molecular function: protein-macromolecule adaptor activity. The coding region runs from base 1 to 1701 and encodes 566 amino acids.